Molecule: messenger RNA, 1114 nt
Organism: Erythranthe guttata (spotted monkey flower)
Lineage: Eukaryota; Viridiplantae; Streptophyta; Magnoliopsida; Lamiales; Phrymaceae
Product: small ribosomal subunit protein eS1
Biological process (GO): translation
Cellular component (GO): ribosome
Molecular function (GO): structural constituent of ribosome
Source: RefSeq, a predicted model, not a curated record
UCAAAACUAGGGUUUUUCCUCUGAGAGCAUUUCAUCUACAAGAGUUGUCUCCGUCUCUCCGCCGUCUAAUCCACAGCAGCUCCGCCGCAAUCAUGGCCGUCGGUAAGAACAAGCGGAUUUCCAAGGGCAAGAAAGGAGGGAAGAAGAAAGCGGUUGAUCCGUUUGCCAAAAAGGAUUGGUAUGAUGUUAAGGCCCCAUCAGUUUUCAGCACCAGAAACAUCGGCAAAACCCUAGUUACUCGUACCCAGGGUACCAAGAUUGCUUCGGAAGGGCUCAAGCAUCGUGUGUUUGAGGUGUCGUUGGCUGAUCUUCAAGGUGACGAGGACCACGCUUUCAGGAAGAUCCGUUUGAGGGCCGAGGAUGUUCAAGGAAAGAACGUGCUCACUAACUUCUGGGGCAUGGACUUCACAACUGACAAACUGAGAUCACUUGUCAGGAAAUGGCAAACCCUCAUCGAGGCUCACGUAGAUGUCAAGACCACUGACAGCUAUACACUAAGACUCUUCUGCAUUGCCUUCACAAAGAAGCGUGCUAACCAGCAGAAGAGGACUUGUUAUGCACAGUCUAGCCAGAUUCGUCAGAUUCGCAGGAAGAUGCACGAGAUCAUGGUUGCCCAAGCACAAUCUUGUGAUCUCAAGGAGUUGGUUCAGAAGUUUAUUCCCGAGUCGAUCGGGAAAGAGAUUGAAAAGGCAACUUCUAGCAUCUAUCCUCUGCAGAAUGUCUACAUCAGGAAAGUCAAGAUCUUGAAAGCUCCCAAGUUUGACCUUGGCAAGUUGAUGGAGGUUCAUGGAGACUACACUGAAGAGGUUGGUGUGAAGGUGGAGAGGGCCGAAGAGACAGCGGCCGAGCCAACUGAAGUCGUUGGUGCUUAAUUUCAUAUUCAUCAUUAAAUUAUGCCAUGUCUUGUUUUCUUUUUGCUCGUUUAUAUCUUCUAUCGUAAAACGUGAUUUGUACUUUGUUUUUUUUGAAUUAUUUAGGAAAGAUUUUGAUUUUAAGAGAGUACUACAUUUCUUUUGGAGACACUAGUAGUUAUGGCUAUGUUUUGAUGAUUUGCAUUCCUGUGUUCUAAUAUUGAACUACAGAUCUGAUAAUGAAAUCUCCGUAGUUUCAUAUU